Molecule: messenger RNA, 1762 nt
Organism: Pelmatolapia mariae (spotted tilapia)
Lineage: Eukaryota; Metazoa; Chordata; Actinopteri; Cichliformes; Cichlidae
Gene: acp5a
Product: acid phosphatase 5a, tartrate resistant
Exons: 5
Coding region: 330-1352 (340 amino acids)
Biological process (GO): bone resorption
Molecular function (GO): ferric iron binding; ferrous iron binding; acid phosphatase activity
Source: RefSeq, a predicted model, not a curated record
CACACACACACACACACACACACGGUUUCUUUGAUUGGCUUCUAUUUACUCCAGCUGAGGUAUGUCAGCUUUAGGCUGCAGCCAAUCACAAGUCACCUUUAGGAGUAAGAAACAAAGAUAACUGAGGGACUUGUUGUAUAGCGUAGUGGGAGGCAGAGAGAGAGAGAGAGAGAGAGAGCGAAGCUUAGAGUCACAUGGUAGGUUGUGGUUUUGGUUUACUGUUUCAUUUUGCUUCUGCUUUUUUGGUUUUGCAGGUGCUGACUUUCAUUUCUCUGGUGUCACAUCUUGUGACUGAGCCGAGUUUAAAUUUGCUGUUAACUUAAAUUCAAAUGCUUUGUUUGUCUUUGAAGAUGGCAGUCACUAUUUUAUCCAUCUUGAUUGCUGCCAUCCCUGUGGCCUACUGCUAUCCAACUGCCUUCCAAAACCUGGAGGAAAGUCGCAGCAACAGAACCUCCAUUAAGUUUCUGGCAGUGGGCGACUGGGGUGGCGUGCCUUAUCCCCCCUACAUCACCGCUGUGCAGAAGGCCACAGCUCAAGAAAUGAGCAAAAUAGCAGACCAGAUGGGAGCUGAUUUUGUUCUUGCUCUGGGCGAUAACUUCUACUACAAAGGUGUGAACACUGUGGAUUCUCCUCGGUUUAAGGAAACUUUUGAAUCUGUGUACACUGCAAAGUCCCUCCAAGUCCCUUGGUAUGUGAUCGCUGGCAAUCACGACCAUGCAGGGAAUGUCAAAGCCCAGAUCGACUACAGCAGCAGAUCUAACAGAUGGAAAUUCCCCUCGUACUACUAUGAGCUGAACUUCCGCAUUCCCAACACGGGGAAGACUCUGACCAUCAUCAUGCUUGACACUGUGAUGCUUUGCGGUAACUCUGACGACAAUUCAGACAAGAAGCCAAGUGGACCCCUGAAUGAAUUGGAUGCCAAUCGCCAGCUGGCUUGGCUGCAAGAGAGACUGGCUCUGUCCAAGGCCGACUUCCUGUUGGUGGCAGGCCACUACCCUGUUUGGUCUGUGUCCGAGCACGGCCCCACAAAGUGUCUGGUGCAAAGCCUCCGUCCACUGCUCAUCAAAUACAAGGCCACUGCUUACCUCUGCGGCCAUGACCACAACCUGCAGUACCUCGAAGAGUCUGACAUAGGCUAUGUGGUGAGUGGUGCUGGAAACUUCCUGGAUCCUGACACCCGCCACUGGCAACAUGUUCCCAAAGGUUCUCUUAAGUUUUUCACCGGCAAGGCUUCAACACUGGGAGGAUUCAUCCAUGCAGAAGUGACAAAGAACAAGAUGACUGUGACUUUCUACCAGGCUAAAGGCACUUCUCUCUAUCGCACAGUUCUCUCGCAAAGAGAUCUUGAAUAGACUGAUGAGCAGGAACAGUUAUAUACGGUGUAAUCUGCAGCGUAAGUGUGAAAUCAAGUAAUGAGUCUUGAUCUCGUUUGUUUUAAAAAAUCUUUGGCAUUAACUUCAAAGCAUUUUUAAAAGAAUCAUCUGGUUUUAAAUGUGACUUUAUGCUACUGUAAAAUAAAUAGUGCCUUUGUCAUCUGUCCUGAACUGUCCUGAACUGUCCAUCUGUCCUGAACUUUUGGAAAUGUGGCUGUGGUGCUUGAAUUUCUUACUCUGCAAGUGCAUCUGAAUUUAUGUCUUUCAAAACAUAUGAGAAAUUAGAGAAAGCAUUGAAUGAUUUGGGGGCUUACACUGAUUUCUGAAACCUGUCAAGUCUUAUUCAAUCCAAAGACUUAGGAAAUGUACAGGUUUUAUUCUUCAUAAGA